Molecule: messenger RNA, 1197 nt
Organism: Nematolebias whitei (Rio pearlfish)
Lineage: Eukaryota; Metazoa; Chordata; Actinopteri; Cyprinodontiformes; Rivulidae
Product: interferon-inducible GTPase 5-like
Exons: 3
Coding region: 1-1197 (398 amino acids)
Cellular component (GO): membrane
Molecular function (GO): GTP binding
Source: RefSeq, a predicted model, not a curated record
AUGAAAAAUUCAAGUUCAGUAGAUGUUUCAUUCACUGAAUUGAUCAAAUCCCUGAUGCAGACUGACCCUGCUGCAGCAGCUGCAUGUAUUAAAGAAUAUCUAGAAAAGAAAAAUAAUACACCACUAAACAUCGCCAUCACUGGAGAAUCUGGCGCCGGUAAAUCCACUUUUAUUAAUUACUUCAGAGAAAUGACCAACAACGAUGAAGGAGCAGCUCCUACUGGUUGUACAGAAACCACCUUUGAAAGCAGCCCAUAUCCUCAUCCAAAGUAUCCUAACGUUGUCUUAUGGGAUCUUCCUGGGAUUGGAACCACAACUUUUCCAGCUGACGAAUACCUGAAGAAAAUGGGAUUUGAGAAGUUUGAUUUCUUCAUCAUCAUCUCAGACACUCGCUUCAGAGAAAAUGAUGUGAAACUUGCUAAGGCAAUUCAGAAGAUGGAGAAGAAGUUCUACUUUGUUCGCUCAAAGAUCGACAGUGAUUUACAGAAUGAGAAGAGAGGUAAAAAUAACUUUAACGAAGAGGAGACUCUGAAAAAGAUCAGAGAAUACUGCAUUCAAGGUCUUCAGAAAGAAGGAUUUGAGUCUCCACAGGUCUUCCUGAUAUCCAAUUUUGAUCUCCACCUCUAUGAUUUCCCUCUGUUACAUGAGACCUUAGACAGAGAACUUCCUGAACACAAGAGACGUGCUCUUCUGAUGGCCAUGCCAAACAUCAACCUGGAGGUUAUAAACAAGAAGAAAGAGUCUCUUCAGUCUCUUAUAAAGUAUUAUGCUGCUGCAUCUGCAGCUGGAGCAGCUGUACCUGUUCCAGGUCUUUCUAUAGCGGUUGAUUCGGCCCUCAUAGUUCAAGCUGUCACAACAUUUGUUGUCAGUUUUGGUCUUGAUGUCAAAUCACUUGACAAACUAGCUGAUGGCACAGGUGUGGCAGCUACUGAUCUGAUAAAAGAGAUCUUGUCACCCCUGGCUGCAGUAGAAAUAACCCCAACUCUCAUCCUGAAUUUCUUAGGCCAGUUGGGAAGUGUUGUUGGUUUAAUGGCAGGAGAGGAAGUGUCCAGGUUCAUUCCAGUAUUUGGAACCUUUAUAGCAAUGGGGCUUUCUUUUGCAGUAACCUACAAAUCACUGAAUCAUAUUCUUGACAAACUUGCUGAAGAUGCACAGAGGGUUUUUAAAAGAGCUCUGGGUUUGAACAGCUCAGUGUGA